AUGUUUGACUAUUUACUAAAUAUUCUGAAUAAAUCUUACUACUUCUUAUUCGAUCGAUUCAUCAUAUAUCCAAUGCUACGCUUUCUACAUAAUCAGUACAAUUUACGAUUCAUGAAUCUCGGAUAUCAGAGUUUAGAAGAUGAAGAGUUACCAAAUUUGAAGAAAUUAUGCGCAGAAGACUUGUGCUGCAAAGCAAAUAUUGCACUUUACGAAAAAGCAUUAAGUUUGUGCCCUAAAUAUCCUAAUUUCGAUGGUUUACGAUUACUUGAAGUUGGAUGUGGUCAGGGCGGUGGCAUCGAGUGGAUCUUAAGAGCUCAUCAAUCAUUUGUAGCCGUAAAUGGGAUUGAGCCGAUUAUAGUGGAUUCCAAAUGUGGGAGAAUUGUGCAAGGAAGAGCAGAACAAUUACCAUUUGAUAACGAUUCAUUUGAUAUCGUUCUAAGUGUUGAAAGCAGCCAUCUUUACGCUAACUGCCGACAAUUCUUCCAAGAAUGUUCCAGAGUUCUAUGUGAGGAUGGAUUUUUGUGCUGGACCGAUCUUCGCUAUACACAUCAGCUAAGCACAACUUUGCAUGAAGCACGGGAAUCAGGUUUACAACUCAACAGAAUGGAAGAUAUAACACUUCAAGUGUUACGAGGUAUUCAACUGACAUCAGCUAGAUAUGAAUCAAUGCUUCAACAUGCACCCUAUUUCGUUCGCCUUUUUCAAGAAUCAAUACGAACAACAUACUGUGCACCGGGAACCUUAAGUUACCAACGUUUCUUGACACACAAAAAAAUUUAUGUUUGCGCAUGCUGGCAGAACCAAAACAGUAAGCAUAAAAAUUCGUCGACAACAAUGUGA
Molecule: messenger RNA, 840 nt
Organism: Thelazia callipaeda (thelaziosis nematode)
Lineage: Eukaryota; Metazoa; Nematoda; Chromadorea; Rhabditida; Thelaziidae
Source: the annotation of a GenBank genome assembly